Messenger RNA from Anopheles nili, 1464 nucleotides. RefSeq lists its product as uncharacterized. The record is from RefSeq and is a predicted model, not a curated record. Lineage: Eukaryota; Metazoa; Arthropoda; Insecta; Diptera; Culicidae. Bases 1 to 1464 code for a protein of 487 amino acids. The transcript has 3 exons.
AUGUUAGCCGUUGGUUCACUGUCGACCUUUGAUGGUUUACUGUAUUUAUUCAAUCCCUUCCACACGAGUCAACAUGACCAGCUGCAGCCGUUUUCCGUCCAACAAGGUUUCGAACCAAUCUCGGCGACUGGUGGUCCGAAGCUGCAAGGUGUUUUUAACGGCUUACCGAUACGGUGCACGGUGUUCACACGUAACCCGACGCUGUUACCGUGGGGUAACCUUCCCGAAUCUUUCCGGAAUGUACGCUACGUCCAGCAGGCUAUUCUCGCAUCAAAUGGAUCUGGAGGGUUGGAUGGAAUGCUGCUUGGAAAUCUGGCAUCAGCCAUGAACUUUACUGCGGAAACGAUGGACGCAUCGGACGGGCUCGAGUACGGGUUUCGGACACGAAACAACACCUUCGUAGGAUCGCUAGGUGAUCUGCUCCAUCAUCGCACGGAUGUGUCCUUCAACAUCCGCUUCAUGAAGUACUACGGCACUCAGGACAUCGAGUUUCUGCAUCAGAUCUACACGGAUCAGCUGUGUGUGCUCUCGCCCAAAUCGCUCGAGAUUCCACAAUGGCUGGCUAUCUUUCUCUGCUUUCAUCCGUACGUUUGGGCGACGUUCGUAGCGGUCGGUUUUGCUGGAGGUUACUGCUGGUACGCGUUACGUCGCUGGUCGGUGAUCCGAUACAGACGACACCCGUUCAAGUACGAUCGUAAUCGCUGUUCAGUGCUAUCGAUCGAAAUGUGGCUUGUGUUUCUGGGAGCGAGUUCGACCAAGCUACCGGUGCGUGCGAUUGAACGGUUGCUCCUGGCAGCAUUUCUCAUCGCCAACUUGAUCAUAUCCGGAACGUUUCAGGGCACCCUUACGACCGCAUUCAGCACAAAGUCCUACUUGAGCGACAUUAACACGCUGGCAGCGCUGGAUCAGUCCGGACUACCGAUAGGAACAUCCUCCCGAUCGCUGCUGGACAUCUUUGGUAAUGACACGCUUAGUCCGUUGUUCCGAUCGCUGAAGGGAAAGCUGCUGGUGGUAAAUGAAUCCGCUCGACACCGUGCAGCCUUUAGUCGGGAUAUGUGCAGCAUCGAGCGUCGCUCGGAUGUGCAUCUCAUCAUCAACACGGAAUAUGUACGCUCGAACGGUCAGCCAAUGCUGCACGUCAUCGAAGAAUGCCCGCGGGUGUACUCGCUGGCGUACAUCGUCCGAAAGGGAUGGUCUUUUGCACCGCUUUUCAACGCAGCCAUCGAUCGAUUUGUCGAGUCAGGACUGUGUAUAAAGUGGUACACCGACACGGAGGAUGCGCUAACGUUGCAAACACGCAUCCGGCAGACGAUCGAACGGCGGGACGAGUCGUCAUUGCGGAAACUCACGCUGGUCGACAUACAAACGUCGUUCUACAUCAUGACAUUGGGAAUUGUCGCGAGUUUGGUGGUGUUCGUCAUAGAAACCACGACCGGAAAGCGAACUCCCAACUCCAAAUUCUAG